AUGCUAGUUUUUAACGAGACUUUCGUCCAUGUCACUGAUGUAUCAGGAAAAGAAACCAUUGCUCGUGUAACUGUUGGCAUGAAAGUUAAAGCAGAUCGUGAUGACGCUUCACGUUAUGCUGCUGUGUUGGCUGCUCAGGAUGUUGCAGAAAGGACGGGUUUUACAGCAUUGCAUAUUAAACUCAGAGCUACUGGUGGAAACAGAACUAAAAUACCUGGGCCUGGAGCACAGUCAGCACUUAGAGCUCUGGCACGUUCUGGCAUGAAAGUUGGCCGCAUUGAGGAUGCAACCCCCAUUCCAUCAGAUUGUACUCGCAGGAAGGGUGGUCAUCGUGGUAGACGUUUGUAAAUCCUUGGACUAUGUUCUAAGAAAUUAAAUAUUACAUACUUAAA
Molecule: messenger RNA, 392 nt
Organism: Biomphalaria glabrata
Lineage: Eukaryota; Metazoa; Mollusca; Gastropoda; Planorbidae
Product: 40S ribosomal protein S14-like
Biological process (GO): ribosomal small subunit assembly; maturation of SSU-rRNA from tricistronic rRNA transcript (SSU-rRNA, 5.8S rRNA, LSU-rRNA); translation
Cellular component (GO): cytosolic small ribosomal subunit; ribosome
Molecular function (GO): mRNA 5'-UTR binding; structural constituent of ribosome; small ribosomal subunit rRNA binding
Source: RefSeq, a predicted model, not a curated record